AUGGGUGAGAUUAUUGAUGCCCUGGACUCUCCUGCCCUAAUGAGAGGGAGGCAGAUCAUAAGCGAACGGAUGGAAGAGCAUAGUGAUAUUCAUGCACACCCAGAGCUCGCGUUCGAGGAGUUUCAAGCCCACGAUAAUGUCGUCGACCUGCUCAUCUCGAAGGGGUUCGAAGUGACACCGCACGCUUACGGGGUCGACACAUCCUUUGAAGCCAGAUUCGGCCAAGGCAAAGGGGGACGAGUGGUCGCUUUCAACGCCGAGUACGAUGCUCUCCCUGGGAUCGGACACGCUUGUGGGCACAACCUGAUCGCCACCGCUGCCGUGGCGGCCUUUCUUUCCGUGGCGGCCGCGCUGAAGGAGCUCAAUCUGCCGGGCGAGGUGCGACUGAUCGGGUCACCGGCCGAAGAGGGAGGCGGUGGGAAGCUGCCGUUGCUCGCGGCGGGGGCGUACGACUCGCUCCAUGCCUGUCUGAUGGUGCAUCCUUUGCCCGAUCAGCCCGAGUUCGGCGGGCUGGGAUCUGCAUACUGGACCUCGUUGGCUAACCACAAACUGCGCGUGAGUUUCAGCGGGAAGGCGGCACAUGCGGCGGCAGCGCCGGACCAAGGCGUCAAUGCCCUCGAUGCCGUGGUCUUGGCCUACAACGCCCUCAGCAUGCUCCGGCAGCAGAUCAAGUCGGCCGAGAGGGUCCAUGCCGUCAUCACCAACGGAGGCACCCGGCCCAAUGUCAUCACCGACUGUGCAACACUCAGCUGCUAUGUCCGGAGCACCUCACUGGCCGAUGCGGACCGGUUGAAAGCGCGUGUGGUGAGCUGUUUCGAGGGUGCCGCCACCGCGACUGGCUGUACCGUCGAAGUUGAGCUUCUGAACACGUACGCAGAUUUGCGACCCAACAUGGAGCUGGCGUCCCUCUGGGCUUCAGAAAUGUCGGCCCUGGCGUCUCCGGUGGUCUGCGAUCGCGACGUUCACGGGGCGGGACUUGGUUCUACAGAUAUGGGCAACGUGUCUUAUGUCUGCCCCAGUCUACAUGCAGGUUUCGGCAUCCCGGCUGCUCCAGGCCAGUACAACCACACGCCGGGAUUCACGGCCGCGGCAGGCAGUGACGAAGCAUAUCGACGAACCAUUGUCACGGCCAAAGCUAUGGCCGGUGCAGGCUGGACCGUUCUCGUGGAUGACGCGGCGGCAGAGAAGGUCCGGAAGGAUUUUGAGGCCGACUUGAGGUUGAGAUCUUGA
Molecule: messenger RNA, 1230 nt
Organism: Capronia epimyces CBS 606.96
Lineage: Eukaryota; Fungi; Ascomycota; Eurotiomycetes; Chaetothyriales; Herpotrichiellaceae
Exons: 4
Coding region: 1-1230 (409 amino acids)
Molecular function (GO): dipeptidase activity
Source: RefSeq, a predicted model, not a curated record